GUAUCAUGUUGUUCUCACAGAAUCAUGGACUUUUGGUCUCGUCUCAUUGGCGGCUCCCGUUCGCUGUCAAACAAAAGCUUUAAAGCCACCACUCCCACUGAACGACUAACCGCCUUCAAACGGACCUGUAAUACCCUACAGCAAAUAUGGCGCUCCAAUAAUGCCCCGUCCGGCGACCAGACCGUGGCCACGCACACGCGCAACUGCAUCGAUCGAUUGAACUCCGUCCUGGGCGAUGAGUCCCGCGGCCCGGCUCCGCACCCGUGUCUCGCCUAUGCCUCGUCCUCGCAAAUCUUCGUAACAGUCACCAAACUCUCACUAUCCUCCUAUGACGAUACCGUCCUUCGCUCCGCCACGGUCCUCUUCAACACCCUGAUCGACGCAGAGGUCGACGGCGUCGUGGACAACCGGCUGUUCGCGCGGGCUCUGGUGGACCUGGUGCGUCGCGCUGACAAGAGGUCCGAAGAUGUCGAGUGUCGGCUGGUCGAGUUGCUCUUCGGCGUAGCCAACAAUAUCCGGCUUCAACCCCAUAUUCUGUCAGCGUGGUUUGCUCCCCGGUCGGAUGACGAUGAUCGCGAGCCUCGGGCCAGCGUCGGGGCUGAGUUCGCCGGUGCCACGAGGAAGGACGACUUUCCGCUAUUCUAUCUGCUAGUUGAGUAUGUGCAUCACGCGGGUCGCGCCGGAGACUUUGCUCGCACGGGUCUCCUUUAUCUUAUUGAGACGGCCUCGCGGUCGAAGGACCUUGAACGAUGGUUGAUAGAGAGCGAUCUCGCGACGCUUAUGGCUACCGGGCUGGGUGCGCUGUAUAGUCAGUUGGGCGGGUUGUCGUUCGAAAUUAGGCCUGAGGAGAGGAUUCCCCACAUCGUGGCAUUGUCAGAUCAUGCAAGGCAGGAAACCGCGCUUCCGCCUACGCUUGGGUCGACCAUGGCCUCCUUCAUGGCGUACCUCCUGUUCUGGCAGGAUACCAUCGACCAUUGCAAGUCAGGCGAAGUCAAUGCCACCUUACUCGAUCACUUCCAGGUUUUAUUCCUGGAACAGCUACUGUAUCCAUCUUUAUUAGAGUCGUCCGACGUCGAGGGAGGUUCCACAGCGGCAGUUCUCACCUACUUGUAUCGCAUUCUAGACUCCAUCGAGCAGGACGACCUGGUGCACCGGAUUCUUCACUUCUUACUCGCAUCGCCGUCUGGGUUUGAGACCAAAUCGGCCCAGAAGAGCGUCGACAUGUCUAUGAGCCGGCGAAAAUCCCUGGACGUCCUGGCUGCCUUUUCGGAAGAGGCGGCGCGACCAUCUCCGUCUUUGUUCAAUCUGAGAGACCUGGCACUGCUUGGUCUGCAAUCUAAGAACCGUCAAACCGUCCUAGCUACUCUACGGCUCAUGGCUGUUGUCCUUCAGCGGCAUCACACGUUUGCCCGUUCGUUGAUUCGCACCCUCCCCGGUCAACCGGCAGAGCAGCGCACGGUUGGCGCAUUGAACGCGGAGCUCAGCCAGCUUGUAACCUUGGCCACAUCGGUCGUUGAUGACCCGAUGUUGGAAGAAUCGUUUGAAGACUACCUCAAAGACGCAUCGUUGAUCUUAGAGUCCCGGCUGUGCAUACCUGCGGACGAUGACCUCGGAGAAGACCAACCGUUGGAGAUCAGACAAGACGACCCCAUCUGUCAGGAACUCUUGAAUUGUCUGGAGGAAUUUUUCUCUAACAGCGUGAUCGUCAACUUGGCACUGACCGAAGUCUUGAUGAGCGUUGCGUCGUCCCAUCUCCUCUCUCUUGAUGGUUGGCUCCUGGUCGACCCGUCCAAGUACGACUACGGUGACUCACCGCCACCAGAGGAUGCCAAUCCCAUGGAGCAGAUCCAGUUUGCUUACACGGAACCAUCCUGGUCCAGCGAUCACACACCUACCCUGACAUCCGUAUUACAGAAACUAGUCCAACAGAUCCAACAGUGGCGGGAAGAGAUCCCCGACUUCGACAUCCUGAUAGCCGCGCGACGGGACCUGCUGCACAACGAGGACGACCCUACAUCUCCGCAAACGUCUCAACAAGCCUCUGGAAUCCAAAGCCCAGUCGGCGGCGCGUCCGAGCGCCCCCGACCCAACAUCGAUUCGGUGGGCUCACCCAGAGGCAGAACUCCUCGCCCUCUCGAAGCACACAGCAUGUCCCCAUCGCCCCACCGCGCCGCGGUCGCCUCCCCCUUACGCGACGCAUCCCUACACAUGCCCCCAGCCCGCGACUCCGAGUCCCAGGCUUCUGCCGCUGACGAACUUCGCGAGCGGUUGUUCCAGCCGUUCUUACACGGGGAGCAAUCGGCCAAGGAAGCCGACAAGGGCGGGAGCACGGAGUCAGGCGAGCAAGAUGACGAAGAGAGCGCCGUAGCGGACUCGGAGCCAUCGUCGGCCACGCUUGGACAUGUUCUCACGAACGUGGUCAUCUUGUAUGAGUUCAUACUUGAGAUCUCGGCGAUGGUGCAGGCGCGAGGCACGCUGUUUGAAGAGGCGGGGUAUCCGGGUGUUAUGUCUGAGCAGUAGGCUGUGGCUCUGUACAGCAUCUGUAGGCAGG
Molecule: messenger RNA, 2551 nt
Organism: Aspergillus candidus
Lineage: Eukaryota; Fungi; Ascomycota; Eurotiomycetes; Eurotiales; Aspergillaceae
Exons: 5
Coding region: 25-2520 (831 amino acids)
Source: RefSeq, a predicted model, not a curated record